GGUAGAGGUUGACCUUUACCAAAAAUCAGGGGCACAUAAUCAGAUAACAAUGGACGCAAUGGAAGACAUUCUCCGGAAACAUUUUGAUUACCGAAAUCGAAAUUCCUCAGGCUCAGUUUUAGGAAGUCUGUUUUCGAGCAUAGAAAUAAAAACUUGCGAUGCUGCUUAUCCGGUAUCAUUUUCAGACGUAGACAUCAAAUAUGACGUAGGACUAGGGGUGCCUUUUGCAUGGUUCUGGUGCGACGCCAUUGUAGAAGUUGUGGAAAAUUUAUACCGUGAAAACAAGAAAUUUAAUGGUUCAAGAGACCGUAUAGUUGGACUUUUACGAGAAUUUUUAAGAGAUGAGAAGAACAUCGAACAUUUAAAGAAGGUCAAAAGUGCAAAGAGUGAAGCAGAAAUACAAGCAAUCCUUUCCCAUCAUUUGUUUGUACUGUUAGCUCCUUCAGCAGAAUAUUUGAUUGAUGGCCAUCACAGUUGGCCUGCAGAUUUGAAAAAAUGUCCAGCAUGUCAUGAAGACCUGAAUCUUGGGAAUACAUCUAUAGGACAUCACAAAGUUUGGUAUGGUUUUCCUGAUAUCAUAGUUAAUAAAACUACUGUCAAAGUUAAAAAAGAUGAAGAUGAGAGCAUUGAAGAUGAAGAAACUCAAGACUAUGAGUGGAGAGAACCUGAUGCAAAAAGGUUAAAAGUCACGAAUGAUAAACAGAAUGAAAUGGGAGCUGGUGGGGAAGGCUCAAAUUUAAGCCCUGAUGUAUUCACUACAAGCAUUGAGGUGAAAAAAGAUCAGGGAUUUGCCAAUGAAAAGAAUUUGAUACAGACUUUUGCUCAAACUAUUACAAAUGCUUUUUAUCAGUCAAAACUGAAUCCAAAGCUGAACAAUCUCUGUAUUCCAUCUUUCUUAGUCUCAAAUGUUAAACUAAGAAUUAUGAUGUACAACUGCACACAAGACAGACUCUACAUGUCUGAAAACAUAGCUCUCUGGAAUAAGGAUGACAGUCUGAAUGUUGGAACAGUCAUUUGUAUAUGGUUGGUGUUAAAUUUUGAAAACUUCCAAAACUGUGUUUCAGCAGAAGAUCUUGAAGCUGUUGGGCUUAAAAAGUCAACCUUUCAGGAAAAACUGCCUGGUGAUAUUCUUGCAAUAUAUCAAAAUGAACUAAGUAGAUACUUGCCAAUAAAAAAAGUAAAAAAAGAGGAGCAACCACCAAAGACAGCUUUUGACCUACCGAUGUCUAAGUAUGCCCAAAAUGUGUUGCAAAAGUUGGCUGGAAUGGCUCAUCGUUACUUUACAUAAGUCCAUUAGUUUUGGCAGGUUCAGAAUUAUUAUGGUAUGGUAAACCAGAUAUAAUGGUAUUUCCCCUUGGUGGAAGCUGUAGUAUAGUUUUACCCAAAGACAAGAAAAAGGAGAAGUAUAUAGAUGAGGAAAAACAACUAAUUGAAGUAAAAAAAGAAUCAAAAUUAUUAAGGGGGCAUACAAAUGUUAGCCAGUUUGUGUCACAAGCAGUUACAUUUUCUUUUUAUCAGAAACGUUUUCAGCUUAGAAAACCCAAGUCUUUUCCUCAGAUAGUUACAAUGAUACCAACUAUUGCAAUAAGUGAUAAAUGCUUUGAUGUUUACAUGUAUGAUACUGAAAACGAUAUUCUCUUAAGAAAUGAUGGGGAUCCAAUACCCUUAUGGAACAAUUUAGACAAUCCAUGUGAUGCAACAUUAAACAUGGGUGCAGUUCUUCAGCUAUGGAUGCUAAUUAAUCACUUAAGUGUUCAACCAAAUCUUUCCCAAUUAGAACUUGAAAAGUUUUCUUUGACAUGUGGAUUCGCAUCUAGUUUAACUCAUGAACGUUUGAGUAGGAUUGAAAAAGAAGUUAAAAUGAGAACUAAGUUCCUCGAUCAUGAGAUAAAGGAAAUUAAAGCCCCAAAAUCAUCAUUUAAACGUAAACUUUUAAAUUCAAACAAGCCUGAGAAAUAUUUACCAGAUCCAACGAAAUAGAACUGAUGGAAUCUGCACCAUAUUGGUAUGUCAUAAAUAAAAAGACUAAGAUAUAUAAGCACAAGAGUUAAAAUUAAGAUUUCAAAAAAAUAUAACAAUAUAUUGCCCCUUUACAAAUGGAAAAAUUGCUGAAUUUCUAACUUGAGUUUGCCUCAACUAAAUGCUAUUACUAAUUACUAAUGUAUAACAUUAUACAAAAUGCUUAUAACAACAGAAUACAUAUCAAGUUUGAAUUUAAGAGGUGUCACUUUAACUGUUCCAGAGUUAUGCCCUUAACAAAUGGAAACAUUGCUAAAUAAUUUGCUUCCGUUACAUGUGUACAUACCACUAAAAUUGUUAUAAUGUAGUUUAAAAUGGUCCCCAUUGUUUAUGAAACAAUCUACACAGCUCACUCAUUUGAGUUAAUGUUAUAUUUUCUUCAAAACAGUUAAAAAAAAAGGUAGAAAAAAUCUGAGGAGUGAAAAAAUUCAGAAUGUAAGGAUCAAUUAUUCAUACUGUCAGUCUGUGAAAGUAUUUGUAUUUAUUGGUAUUAAUUUUUUCAUUGUUAAAAGAAAAGUUACAUGUACAUGGAUGUGUAGGUUUUAGAAAAAAAAAACAUUUAAAGAGUAAUACAGGAUAACAGGCAUGAUGAAAAGAAUUCUGUUUUAUUUUACAGUGCAUUUAUUUUAUAACAUCUUUUGAUUUGUGGGUCAUUUGGAAAGAUUACGGACAAAAUUCCUCUCAAUUUUGAUUUUAAUUUUAUUUGUAGAAGAAGCAGGCUGACUUGUUAAUGCUUAAAUUUCAAUUUGUUUAAUCACCUGACAGUACUAGUUAAUCAAAACGAUUUUUUAGAAAAAAAAUCCUGAUGAUAUUAUGUUGUUCAUUAGAUGUUCAAAUGCAAAAAACACAGGUUUUAUAAAUAAUUAUCCUUAUUUUAAACAUGUUAAAACUGCUCAUAUCAACAAAACAUUUAAAUUGCAUCACGGUAUAAUCAUUCUAUUUAUUGAAACAUUUUAGAUAAGUGUAUGCUAUUUACAACUCAUAUUUUCAAUAAACUAAUUAGAACUUUAUAACAGAUUUCAUUGUUCUACUUUUAAACCUUUGAUGUAUAUUUUCUAAAAUGAAAGAACUUGCAAAGGAAACACAAUUGGUGCACUCCUGUAACAUAUGUAAUCACAAGAAAUGAUAGUAACUUGCUUGAUGGAUCUUGAUGAAAAUAAGUACCAAAUGAAUAAAAGUACUUUCACCGUAAUCAUGGUAAUUGGCAAAGUAUGGACAUGUUUCAAUAUUUAUACUCUUGUUUGUUGUUGUUUUAGAUGUGAUCCAAUUUUUAUUUUUAUUUAUUUUCUAAAUGAAUUAAGACAUUAAAAAAAUAUAGUAAUACUAUUCAUGCUGUUGCAUCCUAUUAAAUGUUAACAAGCAAGACAUUUUAGUGUAUCUUGCACUUAUUAUGAUGAUUUUUUUUUACACAUGUUUGAUCACAGUGUAUCAUCAGUUCACCGGAUAUAGGUACAUGUACUAACCAAGUUGGCAUGAUGGAUUUUGACCUUACAUGGUAACGGGAUGAAAUAUAAAAAAAUAACAUAUGUAUGAAAAAUUUCAUUGCCAGUUAUCAUGGUUAUUGAAACAGCUAUACCUAAUACACAUACACAUUGACCUUUCAGAAAAAGAGUUGCAAUGAAUAUAGAAUUAUAUCGGAUGAGACGAGGGCCAACUUCUUUUACAAGUAUUUGCACAUGCUUUUAGUAAUCUCUCUUGUUUUGGGAAAAUAAUGAGACAUCUCUAAUCAUCAACCUACGACCAAAUCAUUUCUUAAAACAUCAAUUAUGUUAAGAUUGAGGUACACAUUGAUAUUAUGUGAACAAAAGAAAGAUUUUUCGUUACUGUGUAAGUUCAAAAUCGCUCACGCCUGCUGGGUAAGUACCUAUAUCUGCUGUACAAUGAUACAGGAUGUUGAUGUUAAAGUGGAUGUGAAUAUCCACUGAUAUAUUUCAGUAAUAUAAUGCAACACAAUUACCUCGGCUACCUUAAUUUGUAAAUAAAUUCAUCAAUUUGUAAAAAAAUUAUUUAUAAUUAUGAUUUUUUCUAUAAUUAAUUAUCUGCUUACACAAUGCUUCUUAUACAUGUUUAUUUGAUUUUAAUGCUUUUUUUUUAACAUAAUAUCGGUCUCAGGGCUUGAAAAAAAGCUGAAACAAUAGUGAAAUGUUGAAUCAACUUUUCUCUUGCUGAGAGUUAUUGAUUGUUUUAUAGAUGAAUAUAAUUAUUUUUUUCAGACAAUAGGGCAUCUACAUUAUUUAAGCCAUUUUAGUUGUAGACUAAUGAUAAUAGGAAUGUAUUUUAAUUGUAUAAUGUCACCUUAUUAUUAUUAAUUUUAUGAAUUUAACUUAUUUUAUGUUUAACUUGUUCAGUACAACACUAGUUUUCAACAUUUGUAUAUGUUGUUUCUGACAGUGGUAGUGGCAUCAACAAUGUUUUAGUUUGUGUUUGGAUCAGUUUAUAAGGAAACACUAGUGAUAGGUCAAUGAAAUUUGUUAUGCAGUUGUAUAUAGACAUAUUUUUUUUUUCAAAUUUUUCAAAUUUUAAAUUUUUUUAAAGUUUCAAGAAGAAAUCUUCAAAUGCACAGUAUUGCGCAAUAGAUUUGUAAGACCUUUUUCUUAAACUAUAAGUAAUGGGUCAACUAUAUAUGUUGUAUAGAAGCAUUGUUGGCUGUACAUGUCUGCCUGGCAUGGUUCAUCUGACCUUGACCUUAUUUUCAAGGUUCAUUGGUCUUUGUUUAGUUAUCUUGGUUAAUGUUAAGUUUAUGUGACAGUUGUAAUGAAGCUUAGCUUUAUACUUAAGACUAUCAACAUAAUAUCAAUGAUUGGUAUAGAAGGCGAGACAUUUCAGCGUGUGCACUCUUGUGUAUAGAGUUGUAAAAUUUUCACCUCUUAUUCUUAUAGAGAUUUUUUUUAUGGUCUAUUUAGGCCAGGAUUUUUUAAUUUGUUGGUUUACGGAUCCCCGACCUGAUUUUGCCGAUUUCAGAAUAAAAAUAAAAUUGACUUUUCAUGCUUUUUUUAUUCCCACCGACCCUAACAAAUGCAUUGUCCCUGAAAAAUAAUUAAAAUAUCUCUUUUUUAUGAAAUGAAAUGCAUUAAUCACUAACAGAAUUGAUAACACUUUCUGUUGUGAAAAAAUAAAACUUCCAGGUUACGUUUCUAAAAAUAGACAAACCAAUUAUUAAUGACCUUGAAAUGUCGUUUGCGCAAAUAAUUUUGUGGAAUGAAACCUGUGAUUCAAAUCAAUUACGCAAUAAGUUUGUUUCCCUUAUUUGUCACCAGUCUGUAAGAUGCAUCUUUUCAUAGAAAUAGACUGGUCCAAAUGCGGACAGGUGGAAGUUUAAGACAUCAAGUUAAAGUACUGAAUAUUAACAAAUAAUUUGAAAUUUUCUUGUAUUUAGAUUAUAAAAAAAUAUCGUCCAUUUGGAUAAAAAACGGGAAUGCAUGACAACAAAUUUACCCGAUAUUCUCGUUUUUCCAGUGGACGAGUCUAUUACGUUUUUGACACGUGUGUUGAAACUUAUUUUUCAUGGAGAAAAUCUGUAAACCAACAAAUUAAAAAGACCGUGGCCUUACUAAACAUUUUUCUGUAGUUUGUAUAUAAGAAAUCGUGAUUAGGUCCAUAAAAGAUGAACUGCUAAGGCAGCAACCAUUUGAUUUUCUGGGGGAGGGGGGCUAUGGAUUUUUUUUCUGGACAAUCUAUUUUUUUCGCGACAAGUCGAAAACAAUUUUUUUCUUUCAAUUUUAGCAUUACAUAAAGUGGCAGCUGAGGGGGAAACAAACAUUUUUUUUUUCUCAGAAUCAAAAACAAAUUAUUUUUUUCUCCAAAAACUGGAAACAAACUUUUUUCCAAAAAAAAUUCCAAUGUAUGAUAAUUCAAAUUUGCUUUAACCAAUUCUUAUGUAUUUUUGAUAUUACAUUAUGAUUGAUAGAUAAAAGCUCUCUAGAUUUUCAUACUUUUCGCCAUGUUGUUCACAGUAAUGGAGCUUUUGCCACUUUAAACAAUGCAACACAUUUAUCACACACUUUCUCCAAUAUUCCACAAAACUUUACAUUGUUCUUGGGAUUGAUAAAACGAAUACCCCCUUUAGAUUUAUUUGGAAUUGUGUUUUUUUUUCCCUUAGUUUAAUGACUUUUAUUGUCAGAUAUAUGUUAGUUUAUCACAUGUACUGUGAUUGGUUAAGUUUGACAGAUAUUUUAUACAUUAAACAUCAUACAAGGUACCAAUACAUUUUUGUAUUAAAAAAUCCAAAAUAAGAGUUUAAAGUAUUGCGAUUACGACCUUAUUUUUCGAAUUUAAAGUACACCACAAUUUUCGAUUAUUUUUUAAUAUGUCAUUCCAGAGUUAUUGGACUUUGAAAAUGAAUAAAUAAAAGGCAUUUUUAUAUGUUAUUUACUAGCGCUUGAAUUAUUGAUCAAUUUUUUACAAAAUCAAUACUCUUGUUGUAUAAGUUAAUCAAGACAGGCUUUUGGUUUUGAUUUUUUUUUAGUUUGUCCUUAUAGAUUUAUAGGACUAUGAACAGUCAAAUAGACGCAAUACUAGCUAGGGUAUCCUCAUUUCUCCAGUGCCAUUUUAUUUGCUGCUGAUAACCCCCUGAAUGCCUUCUAAAUAUCCAAUUUUACUUUUGACAAUUUCAAUAUGCAUAAUAAACAUGAUAAAGGCAGAUCAUGUGCUCCUUACACAGCUGUUUAUUAAAUUUGAAUUGCAUGCCAUGUUAUGCUGGUUGGAGUCUUUAAGUUACUGGCUACGGAAAUUACAUAUUUUAAUGAUUCGUAUAUGUGUGUAUGCCAUAUAUGUAUAUAUAAAUGCUUAAAAUUAUAAUUGCUUAUAUUUCUGUAUAAAAAACUUGUAAAGAAAAUUAUGUAUUUUAAAUAUUUGAAUGAUGUGUAUUCCUCUUUAUUAUAUCUCUCUUGCAGAGGAUUUGCUGUCUACAGCACUUUGUGUUUAAUUCACUUUGGUACCUGCAAUUUUUAUGCCCCCGCAACUAAAAGUUUGGGGCAUAUUAUUGUACCCCUGUCCAGCCGUCCUUCUGUCCCAUUAUUGGUAUAUAGCUGUUUCACAUAACUCCUCCUACAGUUUGAAUCCUAGGAAGUUUUCAUUGUCUGUUUAUGUAAGCUCCCUAGAUUUGUGUUCCACUCAAUAAAUGAUGAAAUACGUGUUAUUAUCUAGCAGGCUACUAUGUUAUGUAUAACUAAUUGGACACUUUUUAUACCUCGUAUAUUGGUAUGACGUUGGCGGCGUCGUUGUCUUUGUGAGGCUUGUUUAGGGGGAGUAUCAAUAUCCCAUAUCCCAUUAAGUUUUUAUCCCAAUAUCCCGUAUCCCUAUAAUGUUUACCCCUAAUAUCCCAAUAAUUAUUUUUUUACAAAUAUCCCAUAUCCCUAAAACUAUUUUGAAAUAUCCCAAAAAAUCAUUAUAAAUUCAUUCCCAAGCCCAUUUUUUCCCUCAUCAUCACAACGUCAACAAUUUUGACUCUGGGAAAACAAACUGUGUUAAAGGAAAUUUAGUGCAUACUUCUAGUGUUAAAUAAGAAUAUACAAUGUAUGUGUACAAAAGAAGAAGUGUUCCAUCUUAGAGCCUUGUAUAACAAUCUCUUUUAUGUGAUGUUAAACGAUAAAUUUAGUGUAAGGGGUCUAAUUUCAGACUCUUUUUUUUAAUUGUUCAAACCGUGAUGCAUAUGACUGUAAAAUAUAAUUUUGAUAGCA
Mytilus trossulus (common blue mussel) is the source of this 7697-nucleotide messenger RNA. RefSeq lists its product as uncharacterized. The record is from RefSeq and is a predicted model, not a curated record. Lineage: Eukaryota; Metazoa; Mollusca; Bivalvia; Mytilida; Mytilidae. Bases 50 to 1288 code for a protein of 412 amino acids. The transcript is spliced from 4 exons.